GGAGGCGGUGGCGCAAGGCUGAGCUCAGUCUCUGCUGUCUUUGUCUUGUACUCUUUGUUAGCCAUGCCGAGCCUGCUGCUUCUAGCAGGGAUCAUGGAGAAAAAUGGGGGCUACGCCGGGGAUUUGCCCGGCUCUGCCUUCGGGAGCGAGGGGCUGCUGGUGGCGCCCGACGAAGAUGAGGAGGACUCCCGCGCCCUCAGGGUCGCGUUGGGCCAGUUGUCUCUGUUGGGUCUGGGAGAAGGCGAGGACAGCACUGUCCCCCCAGGAGUCCAGGACCGGAGCAACAACAACAACAACAACCAGCACAAGGCCGGCGGAGACUCUCCUCUGUCCGCCAAGAACAAGCUGUGCGCCCUGUACGAGCCUAACUCCGAGACCAAAGCACGAGGCUGCAACAUCACAGAGUGCGUCCCGGUGCCCAGCUCCGAGCAUGUGGCGGAGAUCGUGGGCAGACAAGGCUGCAAGAUCAAAGCGCUGCGGGCCAAGACCAACACGUACAUAAAGACCCCAGUGCGCGGGGAGGAGCCGGUGUUCCUGAUCACGGGGCGGAAGGAGGACGUGGCUCUGGCCCGUCGUGAGAUCAUCUCUGCUGCGGAGCACUUCUCCAUGCUGCGCGCCUCCCGCAACAAGCUGGGCCUGAGCUUCAGUGGCUCCCCGCCCACCCCUCUGCCCGGCCAGACCACCAUCCAGGUGCGUGUGCCCUACCGGGUGGUGGGGCUGGUGGUGGGCCCCAAAGGCUCUACUAUCAAACGCAUCCAGCAGCAGACCUGCACCUACAUCGUUACUCCCAGCCGCGACAGGGACCCCGUGUUUGAGAUCACCGGGUCGCCUAGCAACGCUGAGCGUGCCCGUGAGGAGAUCGAAGCUCACAUUGCCUUUAGAACAGGUGGCUUGCACGAUCACAACAAUGAGAACGACUGCCUGGGCUCCUCCGGGGGCAGUCCGGCCAGCAGCGGUGGAGGUCUGGAGAGCCGCCUGCAGCAAGUCUGGGGGGUCCAGGGCUCACAACGCAAGCCCCUUACCAGCUACCGGCAGAACUUCCCAGAGGGUGUGGUGGGUGGAGGGGGGGACGCCGUGUUCCAGAAGAACAGCUUCUCCAGCUCCGGGGACAAAUCCUGCUCCUACUUUGAGCCGGAUGGCUCAGGUUGGGACUCGGACUACAAACAGGUGGCCUUCUACACGCAGCAGCGCUCAAAGAGCUUUGCAGGGCUGCCCCUGCCCCUCACCAGAAUGUCCCCCAGCCUGCCUGAGAGCACGGGCAUGGCCCCCCCAGGCUCCACACACGCCCAGGCCCGCCGCGCACACAGUGAGCCCUCUGGAGGAGAGGGUUUCCCCGGGCGCCGCGCUCUCAGUGAGCCCUCAGGAGGGGAGGGCUUCCCCGGGCGCCUGCCACUGCCCGACUCACCUCCGGCCUCCAUGCGGGACUGCAUGACCUGCUUCGAGAGCAAAGUGACGGCUGCCCUGGUGCCAUGUGGUCAUAACCUGUUCUGUAUGGAGUGUGCCAUCCGCAUCUGUGAGCUCAAGCAGCCCGAAUGCCCGGUGUGCCACAGCACGGUGACCCAGGCCAUCCGGAUAUUCUCCUAACAGUCUCCCCUCUUUAUUUACCCCAACCUUAUUAUUAUUAUUAUUAUUAUUAUUGUUAUUAUUAUUAUUAUUAUUCAUAUUUUAUUAGUACAGUAUAUAAAGGUUUUUUGUUUACAAAAUGGUGUCUGAUUUCGAAGGCACGCUUUGUUUUACAAACCCACAGAACGUUGUUUUUCUUAAACAGUAUAUACUAUAUAUUUUAUAAGACGUUUUCUUUUCUAAUAAGCAUAGCUUUUAUUGUUUUUGUUUUUAUGGUUUUGUUUUUUAUCGAUGAAGUAUUUUGUAGGCAGAAGCAGAGACACGUGGUCAGUCACAGCCCACAGGAGAGAUGAGGAUCUUCUAGCACCUUACUCUGAAGGCUCUAAAGGGACUGUGGAGAACAGGUAAAGGAUCUGUGUGCUGGGCUGGGACAGCUUAACGUGGUGGCAGAGCAGUCCUCUGUAGAAUGGUCCAGAGAGACUGCUCCCCCUGGUGGCAGCAGUGUGGUACUACACAGCUCUGAAAGCACUUCAGCACACUUCAUCCGUGUGUGCUCAGACCGAGUCAGUGCACAUGUGAGACACAGGACAGCCACACCUCGGGUCCCUGGAGUGAUGCCUGGGGCAUCAGUAGUGGACAGUGAGGAGCUGAGAGUGCAUGUCCUGGAUGUUAGGGGUUAGGUGGUGUUGCCUGUGUCUCAGCUGUGCCCCUUGAUCUGCUCCAGUAAAAUUUGCACGUAUCCAAGUGCAGCCAAUGUACUUACGUACUUUUCUUUCCUGCCAUAGUGUUUGUUGAAUGGUGCCAGAGUACUGGCAUUCAAGGUAGCAUCUUUGGCCUUCUCAAGUGUUGCCCUGAGAUAUCCUUUUGAUAAACUAAAGAAUGUGAAUGGAACAGUCUGAACAGCAGAAAUUGGAAAGACUGACUAAAUCAAUGUUUAUUUUUCCAGAGUCGAAAGUGAAGCACCUUAUUCCCAUUAGUCUGAAACCAAACGGACUCUAGCGGAGUGUGGUCCGCGGUGAGAUGCACAUGAGGAUCUCCUGCCUUAUGUCAGGAGCUAGUGUAUUUUAUACAGAAACAUGUCUAAUCCCUCCGAAUCUUUGACAAAAUGACACAUAAUCUACUAUAUCCAUAUAAAGACAUAGUUAGUGACAAGCCCCCUGUAAAUGUGGACACAAGCAAUAUGCUUAGCACUUAGCUUAAAACCAUAACACUCCACCGUUAGCAUUAGCAGCAGAGUUCUUGGCUGAUCACUAAACCAGUGUACAACUUUAUACUGGUCAAAAGCCUCCGCCGUCUGCUCUAUGCGCAUUUACUACAUUUAAGACAUACUUCAAUACUGUAAGGUAACGGGGGGGAGGGGAUACAAGAGGAGCGGGAGGAGCAAAAAGAAGAAGAGGAGGAGUCAGGCGAGAGGGAGGAGUCAGAA
Molecule: messenger RNA, 2989 nt
Organism: Periophthalmus magnuspinnatus
Lineage: Eukaryota; Metazoa; Chordata; Actinopteri; Gobiiformes; Gobiidae
Gene: mex3a
Product: mex-3 RNA binding family member A
Exons: 2
Coding region: 64-1584 (506 amino acids)
Molecular function (GO): RNA binding
Source: RefSeq, a predicted model, not a curated record